GAUAUUUAUGUGGUAGUGUUCACACAUGCGUAGUGUGCUGUUUCCCCCAAUGACGUUGUCUUCCAUGUAGCAAGCACUUUCAAGCAGGCUGUUUUCUUGGACACGCCUAGCUAGCUAGCUUUCCUCCAACACCGCGCCGGUUAUUGCAAUUCCAUCCCCUGGAAACCAUGGCCGACCAGGCCUCGGGAUCCGCCCGGCAGCCCCAGCAUGACGCGGUGCUCCAGCAGCGAGUGGCAGCCCUGGAGCAGGAGAGAGCUGACUUUGUCAAGCGCAAACAGCAACUGGAGUCUGAGUUCAACCAGAAACGGGCCAAGUUCAAAGAGCUCUACCUGUCCAAAGAAGAGGAACUGAAGUGCCAGGCAGCGUCUCUGGAGGGGGCCCAGUCGGAGCUGAGCCGUGUACAGGCCCAGCUGGAACAGGCCCAAGCUGACAUGGAGAACAUCAAGGCGGUGGCCACUGUGUCAGAGAGCACCAAGCAGGAGGCCAUUGACCAGGUCAAGGGACAGUGGCAGGAGGAGGUGGCCUCCCUACAGGCCAUCAUGAAAGACACAGUGCGUGAGUAUGAGGUGCAGUUCCACCAGCGCCUUGAGCAGGAGCGUGCCCAAUGGAACCAGUACAGGGAGGUGGUGGAGAGGGAGAUGGGCGAGCUGAGACACCGCCUCUCUGAGGGCGGCCAGGAGGAGGAGAACCUGGAGAACGACAUGAAGAAGGCCCAGGAAGAUGCAGAGAAGCUACGGUCAGUGGUAAUGCCUAUGGAGCAGGAGAUAGCAGCUCUGAAAGUCAAACUGACUGUGGCAGAGGACAGGGUGAAGGAGCUGGAGGCCUCGAAGGUAAAGGAGCUCAAUCAUGUCCUGGAAGCAGAGAAAUCCUGCCGCACAGACCUGGAGAUGUACGUGGCGGUGCUCAACACUCAGAAGUCAGUCCUUCAGGAGGAUGCAGAGAAACUACGAAAAGAGCUCCACGAAGUGUGUCACCUCUUGGAGCUGGAGCGGCAGCAGCACAACCAGCUGAAGCACACUUGGCAGCGGGCCAACGACCAGUUCCUGGAGUCACAGAGGCUGCUGAUGAGGGACAUGCAGAGGAUCGAGAACGUGCUCUCUUCUGAGCAGCUCCGGCAGGUGGAAGAGAUUAAGAAGAGGGACCAGGAGGAGGAUGAGAAGGAAAGGAUCAGCCAGGCCAAGGAGCAGAACGAGGAAGACAGGACAGAAACCGAACCUUUAGAAGACUCAUUCCUUGGGCUCAGUAUUGAAGAGCCCCACAGUGCCCACGGCUCCAUGCACUCCUUAGACUCUGACCUGGUGGCAGGGGGCCCUAUGGACCUCUACAAAGACGGCCUUCGGAGGGUUCAGUCCACAGACAGCCUGGGUUCCUCUCCUGGUCUCCAGGGCCUGGGUGGCUACAACCAUAAGGCCAAGUCGGCCAGCCACCUAGAUGAGUCCGACUUCGGACCCCUGGUGGGGGCGGACUGCGGGGCCUCUGAGGGCCUGGCGGGCUUUGGGGACACGCUAUCGGUCAGCUCCAUCCAGCUGACGGCCGGCCACUUCCUACUCACCAAGGACCAGGAGAAGGCUAUAAAGGCCAUGACGCCGGAGCAGGAGGAGACUGCAUCACUGAUGUCCAGCAUCUCCCACGCCCACGACACCACCUUCCUGACCCCGUCAGGCUACCGCCUGGUCAGUGACCAGGAGUGGAACCUGCUUCAGCAAGAGGUGAAGAACGCAGGAAGGAAGUUGGGACGGCGGUGUGACAUGUGCUCUAACUACGAAAAACAGCUGCAGGUCAUCCAGGGCCAGGAGGCAGAGACACGCGAUCAGGUAAAGAAGCUCCAGGUGAUGCUGCGGCAGGCCAACGACCAGCUAGAGAGAACCAUGAGUGAAAAACAGGAGUUGGAGGACUCUGUGAAACAGGGCAACGAGGAAACCACUGCAAAGGUCGCUGCUCUCAUGCACAGAGUCCAGGAGUCAGAGUCACUGCUUAAAACACUACAAGAGGCCUUCAAUCAGGCCAAGAGGAACACACAGGAACAGAUGGCUGUGCUGAUGCAGUCCAGGGAGCAGGUUGCGGAGGAACUGAGCAGACUGCAGAGGGACAACGACAGCUUAACAGGCAAACACCGACUCCACUUAUCUCUCCAGCAGCAGGAGGACUUCAAACUACCCACCAUGGUGCAAGAACUACAAGCCCUGGUGCUGCAGUUGCGGGAGGACAUAGUUGUGGUGCGCACGGCUGCAGACCACCUGGAAGAGAAGCUGAAGGCGGAGAUCCUGUUCCUGAAGGAGCAGCUCCAGGCAGAGCAGUGCCUCAAAGAGAACCUGGAGGACACACUACAGCUGGAGAUAGAUGGCUGCAAGGAGGAGAUAGCGUCAUUAUCCAGUCUGAAAACUGAGCUGGAGCGAGUGAAAGCUGAGAAAGAACAGCUGGAGAGCAGCCUGGCAGAAAAGAGGAAGACAUUAGCGAGUGUCCAGGGUCUGAAGAGCAGUCUGGAGGAGCAGCUCAGAGAGCUCACCACAACCAAGACGGCCCUGGAGGCUCAGGCAUUGGAUGAGAAGGACAAAGCCCUGCGGUUGCAGACGGAGCUGGAUGUUAGUGAGCAGGUGCAGAGGGACUUUGUCAAGCUCUCCCAGACACUCCAGGUCCAAUUGGAGCGGAUCAGACAGGCUGACUCUUUAGACCGUAUCCGAGCCAUCCUCAACAACACCAACUUGACUGACAUCAGCCAGCUCCCAGAGACAUGAUACCCUUGGCUGAAACUCCAUUCUCCCUCCUGCCCCUCAUUUCCCUUUAUCUCAUUGGCCUAAUGACAUUCUCCCACCUUUCCAGGCCACUCCCCCACUUCUACCACCCAAUUGAAGGGCUCCGGAGGGAUAAGAAGGGUGUGGGUGUUUUUAAAUGAAGUCUAAAUCCAAGAUGGAGGAUAUCUAUCAUUACAGGAGAAAAGGCCUUUUCUGUAUAGGAUUUGAAGCACACAAGGCAAGAGUGAAGGUGAACACUACUACUAAGAGGUUGUAAAUAACUAAAUGACUGUUUCCUGCAGAGUGGUAAUUCUUGUAUCUUUCCUGUGGUUCUACUGUAGACAUUGGACUGGCCAUAUUAGCCCAACCAAAGGAGGAGUUUGUAGUCUUCUUCUAAGUCACUUUCAUCUACAACUUCUCUUUCAGGUAAAGGGAACAAAUGGAUCCAUACAAUUUCUGCAAGUGGUUAAUACAAUGUUCUCGCUCCACUUAGUUUCUUACUUAGUCUUGCCCCCUUAUGUUUACUGUUAAUCUCCUUUUCUCUCUCCAUGCAAGGGUUUUUCUGUAUUUUUACUAUUUAGACUUCAAUUUUCCGAUUGACUGACCUUCAUGUCUUAAAGUAAUGAUGGACUGUCAUUUCUCUUUGCUUAUUUGAG
Messenger RNA from Oncorhynchus gorbuscha (pink salmon), 3388 nucleotides. It is a transcript of the gene rabep1, whose product is annotated as rabaptin, RAB GTPase binding effector protein 1. Gene Ontology annotation, cellular component: intracellular membrane-bounded organelle. The record is from RefSeq and is a predicted model, not a curated record. The transcript is spliced from 19 exons. Gene Ontology annotation, biological process: endocytosis. The coding region runs from base 168 to 2735 and encodes 855 amino acids. Lineage: Eukaryota; Metazoa; Chordata; Actinopteri; Salmoniformes; Salmonidae. Gene Ontology annotation, molecular function: growth factor activity; GTPase activator activity.